Molecule: messenger RNA, 2094 nt
Organism: Malania oleifera
Lineage: Eukaryota; Viridiplantae; Streptophyta; Magnoliopsida; Santalales; Ximeniaceae
Product: transcription initiation factor TFIID subunit 15b
Exons: 6
Coding region: 90-1676 (528 amino acids)
Molecular function (GO): RNA binding
Source: RefSeq, a predicted model, not a curated record
CGCUCCUCGGCCAAUAUAAAUCAGAGCACACUCUCAGCCAUUCGCUCUCUCACUAUCUUUCGUCGCGAAGACUUCAGAAAACCCUAAGGAUGUCUGGGGCGUACGGUCACGAGGGCGAAGAACCUGCCGCUCCUCCUAACGGCGGAGCCUAUGGAUCUAGCGCUGGUGGCGGAGGUUAUGCCGGCGGUGGGGCGUAUGGAUCUGGUGGAGGCGGAGGCUAUGGUGGAACAGGUGGCGGAGGAUAUGGAGGUGGGGCUGGCAGGGGUUUUGGGGAUGGCGCUUCCGGAGGGUACGGAGGCUCAGGUUACGGAGAUAGCGGCGGCGGAGGAUACGGUGGUAGCGGCGGCGUAGGCGGAGGAUACGGUGGUGGUAGCGGUGGAGGCGGAGGAUACGGUGGUGGUACAGGCGGCGGAGGGUACGGCGGUCGCGGCGGCGGCGGUCGAGGUGGAGGCUACGGUGGCGGUGGCGGUGGCGGUGGCGGUGGCGGUAGAGGAGGAGGAUACGGUGGCAAUUCACAGAAUAGAGGUGGGGGUGGUGGUGGAUAUCAAGGAGAUCGCGGUGGGCGAGGCGGAGGUGGUGGAGGCGGCGGCAGAGGAGGUGGCCGUGGUGGCAGUGGCAGAGAAGGUGAUUGGCGUUGCCCUAACCCAAGCUGUGGGAAUUUGAACUUUGCAAGAAGAGUUGAGUGUAACAAAUGUGGUACACCCUCUCCUGCGGGUGCUGGCGACCGUGGCGGAAACAGUGGUGGCAGUGGAUAUAACAGAGGAGGGGGUGGUGGGGAGUACGGUGGUAAUCGUGGGGGUAGAAGUGGAAAUUAUGAUAGUGGAAGUGGUGGAGGCAGUAGAGGGGGUGGUUCUUAUGGUAGUCAGGGCAGAGAUGACUCAGCUUAUGGUCAGGUUCCUCCAUCUGGCCCUCCAUCUUAUGGUGGUUCUGGUGGAAAUUAUCCACCACCGCCAAGCUCAUAUGGUGGGAACCCAAAUUACGGAAUAGAUGCGGUUCCUCCUCCGGCAAGCUAUACUGGUGGCCCCACAUCAUAUCCUCCUUCAUAUGGGGGACCUGCUAGUGCUUAUGGUGGUGAUGGUCUAGGGGAUGCACGCAGUGGUGGUCGAGGUGCCCCAUCGGUUGGAUAUGAUGGUGGAUACGGUGGUGGUGGUCCUCCUCGGCAUUCAGGUGGUUACAGUGGUGCUCCUGUUGAGGCAGCUGUUAAGGUGAAGCAAUGCGAUGAUAAUUGUGGGGAUUCAUGUGACAACUCGAGAAUUUACAUAUCAAAUUUGCCACCAGAUGUGACUACUGACGAACUGAGGGAGCUUUUUGGAGGCAUUGGACAAGUUGGAAGAAUCAAGCAGAAGAGGGGAUAUAAGGAUCAAUGGCCCUGGAAUAUAAAAUUAUACACAGAUGAAUCUGGAAACAACAAAGGGGAUGCUGUUCUGUCCUAUGAAGAUCCAUCUGCUGCACAUUCAGCCGGCGGUUUUUACAACAAUUAUGAUCUGAGGGGAUAUAGAAUCAAUGUAGCUAUGGCCGAGAAGUCUGCACCAAAGCCACCUGCUUAUGGGCAUGGGGGCGGUGGAAGAGGUGGCUAUGGGGGCGGUGGGGACAGGCGCAGAGACAAUUACAGAGAUGGGGGAGGAUCUGGUCCAGAUAGACAUUAUCAUGGUGGAAACCGUUCGCGUCCGUAUUGAGAUUACUUCAGCACUGAGGACAUUUUAUGUACUAAGAAUGUAGGGGUCGGAGGGGUUUAAUUAUAAAUUCCAUUCGCUGGUUUGGUUCUUGAACUCGGAGGCAGAGGUAGGUUGUUCGCUUAAUCUGAGCAAGGACCCCUUUCCUCUAUUUUACUUUGGUAGAAACUAGAGGGCUUUUUUAAAAUCUUGAGCAUGGGAUUGAUUUUGAAACCGUGUGAAUGUUUUUAUAGAGGCAAGUGGAUAUUCUCCAAAUUGCUGCUAAGGUAGGUUGAUAAUUUCAGGUGAGUGCUGCUCUUUCAAGAACAUGCAUUUAUCCUUUUUUUUUUUUUUUUGGUUAUAAUAGGGGUUGUUACAUAUCUGCUUUGUGCUUGAUACUUUCACCUUGCAAUGAUGAGAAUAAUAAAUGUAUUUGAGGUCA